Messenger RNA from Eruca vesicaria subsp. sativa (arugula), 793 nucleotides. The record is from the annotation of a GenBank genome assembly. NCBI's taxonomy places the organism in Eukaryota, Viridiplantae, Streptophyta, Magnoliopsida, Brassicales, Brassicaceae.
AGAAGGAAAAAGCAAAAGAGUGUGAAGCUAUUUUGGCGAGAGAAAGAUGUAUCUCCGUUACUCACUUUUCUUGAUCCUCUUCUCUCUCAUUUCACUCCAAGGUUUUGCCAAGAAGACAGGAGAUGUGUCGGAACUGCAGAUCGGUGUUAAGUUUAAGCCAAAAACAUGUGACGUGAAGGCUCACAAAGGUGAUAUGAUCAAAGUGCACUACAGGGGGAAACUUACUGAUGGAACGGUAUUUGAUUCGAGCUUUGAAAGGAAUGAACCUUUUGAGUUUGAGUUAGGAAGUGGUCAGGUUAUCAAAGGUUGGGAUCAAGGAUUGCUAGGCGCGUGUGUAGGAGAGAAGAGGAAGUUAAAGAUACCUGCUAAACUUGGAUAUGGUGAACAAGGCUCUCCUCCUACUAUCCCCGGUGGUGCAACAUUGAUAUUUGACACAGAGCUUAUUGCGGUGAAUGAAAAACCAACUGGUGGUGCCGAAGAAAAUGAAGAAGACGGAGAAAAUGAUGUAGACGACACAUAUGGAGCUGACGAGCUAUGAUUGGAUCUCCAUUCUCCAACAGUUUAGCUUCUUCAGAGUUCUACGAAUAAACUGUCUAUGUGCGUUUGUUUUUUUAAACCUUUGGAUGCUUUUAGUUUUGGAUUCUCUCUAUAGUUAUCAACGACUUCAUUUUGGUCUGGCUUCUAAUAAACAGUGAAACUGGUCAUAAUGCUUCAGAUUAGAAAAAUUAUGGCCAUUGCAAAAGGCCAUUUCAAUGAUAAACUUGGGAAAAUUCCAAAAAAAUAUUCUAGCUAA